Molecule: messenger RNA, 972 nt
Organism: Pogona vitticeps (central bearded dragon)
Lineage: Eukaryota; Metazoa; Chordata; Lepidosauria; Squamata; Agamidae
Gene: DNAJC12
Product: DnaJ heat shock protein family (Hsp40) member C12
Cellular component (GO): cytoplasm
Source: RefSeq, a predicted model, not a curated record
CUGUCCUUUUUUUGAUAGAUUCUACGAGUCGGUGUUAACGAUAUUAUUUUGAAAGCUUUUUGCAAGCGGGAACAUCUAUCACCUUGCUGGAUUAUGUUUAACAAUCUCCUGGAAACUACACAUCCCAUGGAUCCUUGCAGCCGUAUUGUGUUCGGCGUUUGCUUCCACCAAUGAAAAUGGGCUAAUUCAAGGGGUGUAACUUCGGGAGGCGGACGUCGUGGGGUAUAAAACCAACUGUAGAAGAGCUUUAGUAUCACUGCAUGUAAUCGGGUUUUGCUUAAUUCCUUUUAGUCGUUUUCCCUGCUUAAAAGAUACUUUUAAGCUUCCGACGGCUUAGAUCUGAGUGAAUUAGAUUAAAACUAAUGGACGCGAUUUUGAACUGCAGACCGGAGGACAUGGAAGAUUAUUACAGCUUGCUGGGAUGUGAUGAAUUGUCUACAGUGGAACAAAUUGUUUCAGAAUUUAAGGUGAGAGCACGGCAGUGUCAUCCUGACAAAGAUCCUGCAGGUCCGCAAGCUGUGGAGAAUUUUCAGAAGCUUCAGCAAGCUAAAGAAAUUCUCACUAAUGAAGACAGCCGUGCUCGUUACGACUAUUGGCGGAGAAGCAAAAUCACAAUCCCAUUCCAGCAGUGGGAGGCUCUGAGUGACUCCAUCAAGACAUCCAUGCACUGGGCCGUCAGAGAUAAAAAAGAACCAAUGCUGGAAGCUCCUGAUGUAAAUCUUAAUGACCAGGUGGCUGACAACUGUUGCCAGAAAGAUGAAAACAGCCAGGGCAAAUCACCGAGUGAAAGAAAGGUGCUAGGAGGUUUUGAGCCCUCUGAGGAGAUAUUGCUGUCAUCAAAGAGCCCUGAUUCCCCAGGGUAUUCUGAUUUGAACUGCUGGCAUUUGCGUUUCCGCUGGUCUGGUGACACACCAUCUGAACUCCUUCGGAAAUUCAGAAACUAUGAAAUUUGACUUCAAAGAACAAAUUUGU